Messenger RNA from Penicillium brevicompactum, 2529 nucleotides. RefSeq lists its product as uncharacterized. The coding region runs from base 1 to 2529 and encodes 842 amino acids. Lineage: Eukaryota; Fungi; Ascomycota; Eurotiomycetes; Eurotiales; Aspergillaceae. Gene Ontology annotation, molecular function: protein binding. The record is from RefSeq and is a predicted model, not a curated record. Gene Ontology annotation, cellular component: anaphase-promoting complex; nuclear periphery. Gene Ontology annotation, biological process: anaphase-promoting complex-dependent catabolic process; positive regulation of mitotic metaphase/anaphase transition; protein K11-linked ubiquitination. The transcript has 6 exons.
AUGGCAGAAGAGGGCACCCAACUGACGCCCGUCGGGGAAAAGACCCUACCGGCAAAAUGCAAGGCGCAAGCCAUGGCGUACUGUCCCACGAUGGACCUGAUCGCAGUAGCGACCGAGGACGAAGAACUGCGCGUAUUCCGACUAAAUGGACAGCGCGUCUUCGGAGGCUCCUUCGGGGGUGAUCCCUACCUAGGCGAGGACGAAGAGGACGGCGAGAUCAGAGGAAUGGCGUGGAAGGGGAAUGGUCGUCUCCUCGCUGUCGCGUGUGGGGACUCCACCCUCCGCAUCAUCAGUGCGUACAGUGGGAAGACGGUCAAUCACUAUCCGGCCUAUCAGCCGCAAGGGGAAGCAUCUGGCGAGGCUGAGGCAGUGCAGACUCCGAAGCCGACGUGCGUGGCUUGGAAUGUCAAUUUUACUGAUAGCAAGGCUGCUCAGCGCCAUUUGCUCGACUCUGCUGGUCAGUUGUCCAUUGAGGAUCUUUUGGCGCCGGGUAUUUAUCCUUCGAAAGCGGCGGCGACUCUCAAGGUGGACUUGCCUAGGGAACUUGCCUUGUUGGAUAUCGAGAGCUCUUUGCCUAAGCUGAGCACCCUUCCUGCAACGGGAGGUGAAGACGACGUCUUUAGCUCGCGCGCCUCUAUCGAUGCUAUAUUCCAUUCUACGAAAGACACCAGUGACUCUGUCGAUGUGCUUUCGGUUGGUUUUGAUGAUGGCACGGUUCAUCUGCGCAUCUUCAAUUGCUUUGAAAUUGGCUCUUUCCCUGUCGGCAGAUCGCCUGGUGUCCCCGGUUCGUGUCGUAUCUUGCGACAUGCUUCUCACCCUUUGAGCUCAACUCAUGCCCUGCUGGCUUCACCUGCUAACAGCGAGAAUCGAGGGUCUCUUGAAUUAGUGACCAUGGACCUACGCUUCAUCACCAAGUCCGGGAGGUAUUUGUCUCUUCUUGCCUCGAAGACGACUCAGCUUCAGAACUUGCUCCGAUACAUUGCCCAAGUGCAGCGACAGAUUGAGAUUGAAUGGAAGAAUGCGCAAGAGCUUCCGGCUCGCUUUUUGCGCAGUGUCAAUGCGGACUUGCAAGAGAAAUGCCAGUGUGACUUUAUCACUGCCAUCUAUCACCUCGUGGUUACCGGUCAUUGUUUUGAGCCAAUGAAGGAGUUCCUUGUGGAUAUCGUUGGAGAAAGGGGCCACAAGAGAUGGGACAAGGCCGUUGCAGGCGGUUAUGAGAAUAUCCGGCGACUAACCCACGAGUGUCUCCUUCCUGCAUUAGAACGGAGCCAAGUUCUUCUCAGUCGAUUGGUUGGACUCUCUAAAUUCCCCAAGCUAAGCGAUAUCCUCGGACUUGACACGACAAAGUUGAACGCUAUUGUAGAGACACUCGACUGUCUCCACCUUUUGUCGCACCGGAUCCUCAGCCAUGCGAACGAAGAACUGAACCAGUUCAAUGCAUUUGCGAGAUGGCUUCGCCAUGAAAUCCACAUCCUCAACAGCGAGCCCUUGUCACAAACUUUAGAAGAGCUGCAGGAGAAGAGGGAUCUGUUCGAUGUCCCUCCUACUGUGAAGUACAUCACAGGCGCCUUAACAAAGAGUGCACUCCGCAAUUUUAUUAGACAGCUUCCUAUGAUCGGAGUUGUUCCACCACCUGCUCCUCCCGCGGGCCAAUGGCUUCCAGAUGGCCAUGACCGCUCCUUCUACGAUACCUUCAAAUCGCUCCUGCAACAGCAGCGAUUCGCCCGGGAAAAGGGUGGUGACGGUACCACGGUUCAGUCUCCUAAGCUGAAUGAUUUGACGAAGCGCUUGGAGAUUCAGUUUGAGAAGGUUUUCGAGGAGAUUGCCUUGACUCAGCGCAGAGGUAUUCUUCAUCGCUCUCCUAUCACACUUCACGCCGAUUGCGACCAGCAAGUGAUUGAUCUCACUGUCUCAUACGAGGAUCUUGUGGAGGGCCAACCCUGCACCGUAUACAUUGCCACCAGAUCCACCGCGUCAAAGCACCAAGUGUAUCUUUACCGCGUCGUCCUCAACUCCGUCGGCGGUGUCAGCUCAACACGAAGCACAUCGCUCGCAAUCCUCGACCUCAAAAAUGGCGAAGUCCGCCAACUCCAAUUCGUUAGCGACGACACUCUCAUGAUUCUCUGGCGAAACGGCAAAGGCAUUUCGCACCUCCUCAAUAUCCCCUUCCAGCCCGUCUCAGCACACCAGGAUGACCUGGACGAGCUCUCAACUCCAAACCCCAUAUACACCGAGAUCAAGGGUGUACCCACUUCUCCAAAACCUACCAAUGCCGUUACAGAUCUAGAUCUCUCGGCCGAUCACCACUGGGGCGGUAUUCUCAGGCACAUGUUUGCUGCUCAUGGGCCUAAGGCAAAACCCAUUCAUAUUGAUGUUAAUGGACGCAAGGGAAGACGGGCUGUAUGUGUUUUGUAUGGCGAUUCUAUGCGCUAUGAAGUUUUGGAUUUGGAUGCUGCUAUAGAGGAGGAAGAGGUGGUUGAAGAGGAGGAAUACUCUCAAGAUGAGCAGGAGGUUAUGGAUAGUGAUUGA